This is a messenger RNA of Gadus morhua (Atlantic cod), 3926 nucleotides long. RefSeq names its product phospholipid phosphatase related 1 (gene plppr1). Gene Ontology annotation, molecular function: phosphatidate phosphatase activity. Gene Ontology annotation, cellular component: plasma membrane. The record is from RefSeq and is a predicted model, not a curated record. Lineage: Eukaryota; Metazoa; Chordata; Actinopteri; Gadiformes; Gadidae. The coding region runs from base 239 to 1195 and encodes 318 amino acids. Gene Ontology annotation, biological process: phospholipid metabolic process; signal transduction; phospholipid dephosphorylation. The transcript is spliced from 8 exons.
GGCAGCACACAUUCUUCUCCACGUGCACGAGCAGUGAGUGAGCUGUACGCUCGCACACACGCUGCGUGGUAGUCAUCACAAACGGAGAAGCAAUGUGGCUUUCCUGAUCGAUGGGAGUAGUGGUAUGAACGCGUUUGGAGACCAUUUCACGUGUCUCUCUUGGAUGGAUUCAGCCUCCUCCCAAUACGCCUGACUGGAGCUGAGCUGUGAGAGGAGGGUCUCCAGCCAGGGAGACAAGAUGGCCACCACCACCACCACCCCCCUGCGGAGCUUCUCCAUCCUGCCUUGCUUCAUCUUCGUAGAGCUGGUCAUCAUGUCCGCCACGGUGCUGCUGGCUUACUACCUGGAGUGCACAGACUUGUUCGGCGUGCACGUGCAGGGCUUUUUCUGUCACGACCCCGAGCUGUUGAAGCCCUACCCCGGGUCGGACGAGGUCAGCUUCGUGCCUCCCCUCCUCCUGUACUGUGUGGUGGCCGCCACGCCCACCGCCAUCAUCUUGGUGGGCGAGGUUUGCAUGUACGUGAUGCGCUCCACCAGGGACGCUCUCCUGGUCCAGGAGAGGACCAUCGUGACCGGAGACUGCUGCUACCUCAACCCUCUGGUCCGCCGCAUCAUCCGCUUCAUAGGUGUGUUUGCCUUCGGUCUGUUCGCGACGGACAUCUUUGUUAAUGCGGGCCAGGUGGUGACGGGCGGUCUGUCUCCCUACUUCCUGUCCAUCUGCAAGCCCAACUACACGGGCGCCGACUGCCGUUUACACCAGCAGUUCGUCGCCCAUGGCAACGUGUGCACGGGCAGCGCAGCGCUGGUGGAGCGUGCACGCCGCUCCUUCCCCUCCAAGGAUGCCGCACUCAGUGUGUACGCCGCCGUCUACCUGACGAUGUACAUCACCAGCACCAUCAGGACCAAGUCCAGCCGGCUGGCCAAGCCUGUGCUGUGCCUGGUCACGCUGUGCUCCGCCUUCCUGACCGGCCUCAACCGCGUGUCCGAGUACCGCAACCACUGCUCGGACGUCCUGGCCGGUUUCGUCCUGGGCACGGCCGUCGCCCUCUUCCUGGGUGUGUGUGUGGUGAACAACUUUAAGGGCGUCCACGGUGCUGUCACUCAACAGAAGACUGAAGAUUACCGCGGUCUCCCCUUAAUGACCUUCCCACGGGUGGAGAGUCCUUUGGAAACCCUUAGUGCUCAGAAGAAAUAGCGCUCUUUGAAAGACAAACACCUUGGAGAGGGAGAGAGGCUUUCAUGAGAGUUCAUCCCUGCACACAGACAGCCUCCCUCUGUUAUUCUGCUCCUCAUCUGCACACACAAACACAGUAGGGCGAGCAGCAGCCCAGACGUCUGCCCCUUGUUGUGUGGUGAUAACUGGUAAUGGAUGGGAGUUGGAGGACACACAACCUCCUCUGUUCAUUCCUCGUGUUGCUCCAACGCUCCCCCCUGGUUAAAAUAGUCUUAUUCCUCUGCUCUCCAUCCAUCAAGAUGAUCUCCCAGGCACACAGACAAACACGAACUGAGGACCCUUUGAAUUGACCGCAAUGCCAAUUCCUUACUGUAUUGACAUGAGUUGUUUCCCCCGUUUCUUCCGCCCUCCAUUUGUUUACUUCAUUAUCCAUCACUCUUAUCUUUCUCUUUCAAUUGUACACCUCCUCUCUUUCACCCACACCAUCACUCGCCCCUCCUCCUCCUGACCUUCAGAACCACUCGGCGUCGAUGACGGAGGUCACAUGACUAAGGGGUCAGCACCGGGUCACGUUUGCGUCUCCGCAGCACUUCCAGACCCAAUGAGGUGGACGCACGGCCGCGUGGCUCUGACUGCUAACCCCGCUGAUCGGCUGACCCCAGCAGAACGCUGGAGAAACCCUACACCCCACAGGGUUAAUACCCUGUGGGGAGGAGAACAUACGGCACGUUUUAGAAUGGUUUCAAACUAGCUCACAAGCUAUCUUAGCUAACAAACUAACUUUGCCCACAAACGAGCUUGUUAGUUUGUGCAGUUCACAAAGAAGUUUAGCUUACUAAUUAGCUUGGUUCACAAAUUAUCUUAGCAUAGUCACCAGCUUAUUUAGAAAACAAACUUAUCACACAAAGUAGCUUAGCUCAUAAGCUUGUUUAGCUCCCUUUGCUAGCCUGCCAAGCUGAACCCUUUGCAUCGAGGAGAAACAAUUGACUCAAGAAGAAUUCAACAGUGGUUGUCGGGUUCGGGCAAGCAUUUUUAAGGAUGUGUAGGUAGGAUAUAUACAAACACAACCACCUCUUGCCAGCUAAACCAACAAUAAUGAAUAAUUUGAGCAACAGAACCACACUAGCAGGUUUUGGUAUACCUUUGCUUUUCUCCCGCUUUGCCUCUGGACCUAGCGUACAGAUCGUACAGUUUAAACAUAUCAUAUCUCAACAAUCUAACUAAUGGUGGGGGGUCUGUUGGCUAUCCACAUUUCCUUAAAAUCCUGCUCAGAUCUUGGUGUUGGCCGCUGAAGCAAUUUUUGUAAAGUGCCCCUAUUAAACCUCCAGGGUGAAAUUGAUUAGCAAUUACAAGCCAUGUAAAAAUCUAAUAUUCUUUGUCAAUCCAGAUGCAUGAUGGAUUGAUCAGACCAGACCAGUUUGUACAAUCCGCUCAAUAAACUGGCAGGUUGCUCUAUAUCUUUCAUAUAUCUGGGUAGACUCCCACUUUUGAUGUCACAAAUGGGUGACUUUUGUAAUGGCUUGUGAAGGCCAAUAGAUUUUCCAAAUGGGGGCUCUUUAAGUCCCUUGAAACCAUUUGAAACCUGGAGUCGUCUGCUUCCCGUGUCGGUGUGAAUAUUUGUAGUUAGGAAAAAAAAACAGUGUUUUGUACAUUUUGUAAGAGCGAGUGCUGUAGCCAAUGUUGACAGUGUCACAGUUACACACUUCCUGUCAGCUGACUCACACUGUUCGGCAUCAAAUCCUGCCAGGUGACCUGCCUGUUUGCUCCCCCAUCAUCUUGUUCCCUGUGGCACGAGAAUAACAAUACUGUUUGUUAAACGUUGAUGUUGUCUUGUGAUGUUACUCAUUUGUACAGAAUAAUAAGAAAAUGUAUAUUGUUUCCGUUUUUUUUUCAUUGACUGACUGUGUCUGGGUCAAUUUUUGUAAAAAAAAAAGUCAGUCUGUAUGAUUAUCAUUAUGAUCUGUUUGGACCUGCUUGCCUGCUGUAAACAUGGAUAUGUUAUGGUAUCACACUUGCUGUUCAGGGCAUGAGUCCCUGUUCUUCGAGUGAGGAAAUGGGGAAAUAAUACGAAGGGGUCUAUUAACGAUGUCACCAUGGGGCGUGGAAACGACAGCCAUUUUACUCUUCUCAAUCCCCUAUAGUCAGGAUUGAGUGUGAGUUCCAGCCAAUUCCCCAUAGUGAAACAUCGCUAAAGAGCCUUUCCUUAUCCACCAUUUCCUUCUAAAACCCUCCACCCCUCUCCCCAGCGCACCAGUGGAUUGUAACACUGUUGUGAUUCCACUUCCUGGUUUGUCCCUAUUGGACGCUUUACCUAGCAUGAGGGAAGGAGAAAAAUAUGUUUAUAGAUAUGUUUCAUGAUUUGAAUACUGUUACAAUGAUCAUUGUCAAAUGAGUGUCACUUUUUUUUUCUAAAAAUAAAAGAAAUGCAUUUCUUUUUUAAAUGCUACAUAUAUUUAUUUUCUUCGGUUCGUCCACAAAUGAAAUAGUCUGUAGCCAAAAUGUGUGGCUAUCUCUUCUUCUCCCAAACUUGACAUAUCAUUCGGUAAUUCAACAUGUUUUCUGCAUCCACUUCAGGGCAGGGCUUAAUGUAGGGGCUGAAGGGUGAAGGGUGUUUAUAGACAGGUGAAGGACUGAAGGGUGUGUAUCAUCAGGUGAGGGACCGAAGGGUGUGUAUGAACAGGUGAAGGACUGAAGGGUGUGUAUGGAAAUGGAAUUUUAAUUUGCUGCAAUAAAUUAUGUUGUUGACUUCUAA